Diversispora eburnea is the source of this 486-nucleotide messenger RNA. NCBI's taxonomy places the organism in Eukaryota, Fungi, Glomeromycota, Glomeromycetes, Diversisporales, Diversisporaceae. The record is from the annotation of a GenBank genome assembly.
AUGGUUCAAAAACAAAAUGUUUUAAAAGGCAAUGAUUGCUCUACUUAUUUUGAAGCAAAAUCCGAAGAUAAUUUUGAAUCUUUAGGCUAUAAUCUUGCAUAUUUACCAAAGGGACAAAUAUCAAUGAAAGCCAGUGAAAAAGAAUAUUUGAUGCUUCUUAUUAAUAUAACGGAUGACACAUAUGAUUUUUUUAAUCAAAGUGGUAUGAAUAUGCAAGCAUUUGAUUCAGAGACUAUCGAACUUCCAUACACAAAUGGUACAUUUGAUAAUAUUUACGCGAUAGUGUACAUUAUCCUAAAAACUCCUGGUAUAGAAAUAGAAAAAGAACAAAAAUCGCGUACCGCCAUAGAAGUGUUAGCAAAUAUCGCCGCUCUUUACGGAGUAACUUUUAGUAUUUAUGCACUCUUAUUUGGAGUAAAAACAAGCAAACCGCUUCUAGCAAAAUUCAUGCCUGCCGAGGAUCCCUCCGAUGAUUCAAAAGUUUAG